Messenger RNA from Caenorhabditis remanei, 1005 nucleotides. RefSeq lists its product as uncharacterized. The transcript has 6 exons. Bases 1 to 1005 code for a protein of 334 amino acids. Lineage: Eukaryota; Metazoa; Nematoda; Chromadorea; Rhabditida; Rhabditidae. The record is from RefSeq and is a predicted model, not a curated record.
AUGAAAGAUUUGUCAAAGGGUAUUUUGACGGCUACAGAAGAAGCGAAAUCACGGGAAAUGGAAGAGAAAAGAAGGCUGACGACUGAGAAAGCUUCUGGAGCUUUUGGAAAAGCCGAAGAAGAGAAAGCUCGUUGGAAAGCAAGUCGCGAUGCGGAAGCAGCAAGAGAAUAUGCUAAAAUUGAGGCUGAAAAACAUUUGAAGAAGAAGCGAAUUCUAAUUGAUAAACCAACAGGAGAAACUGUUUUAAAUCAAGAAAAAGAAGCACCAAAAAGAACUAUUCGAAGAUGGAAACCACCUCCAGCUGAUCCAAACGCCGUGAUUCCUUCUUUCUCGUGUGGCCCAAAAGAAGCUGCCAAGCCAAAAAUAGCAGCCACAGAAUCUGGAAAAUCUUCAAAACCAUCGACACCAACAGCCAGAAGAAAGUCAUUGACAUCACCAGUUCCCGUACCAAAAGAGGUUACUGUGGCUGCAACUCCAGGUGUUGGAAUCCAGAAUAUUCCAAAAAGUGAAGGUGCCGCAGCGACAAGAAUCAGAAACCAAGCUGCUGGUGUUGGGAGUACGACUCCUUCUGUCCCAUCGUCUGUUAUUUCUCAAUCUGACUCUCCAUCGUCUACAAUGCCUACAGUUCCAACAUCAUCUGUAACAGAAUCUCCAAAACCAAGUCGUCGUUACAAUGCAAGAAGAAAAACUCAGGAAAUUGUGAAUGAAUCUCUCGUCAAACCGAAGACAAAACGUAGGAAGAGAAAUCCGAGAAAAACUCGUUUCACUCGUAAAGAUCGAGAUGCAGAUUUACUAUUGGGAUACGAGAAGAACGCCACUUUCGAACAGCUCGAAAAAGUGUUUGAACAAUCGACAAGAAACCGUCGUCCACCGGCAUCAAAAAUCGAAAAAACUCGGAGAUUGGCUCCUUCGAAAAUAUUUAUAAGUGAAUUGACAGAUAUUGAUAAAAUCUAUAAAUCUUCCGAGAUUCGUGACAUUAUAGCAUCUGUGAAUAUGGUUUAUUGA